Molecule: messenger RNA, 3534 nt
Organism: Giardia duodenalis
Lineage: Eukaryota; Fornicata; Diplomonadida; Hexamitidae
Product: Sec24-like protein
Exons: 1
Coding region: 1-3534 (1177 amino acids)
Biological process (GO): endoplasmic reticulum to Golgi vesicle-mediated transport; COPII-coated vesicle cargo loading; intracellular protein transport
Cellular component (GO): COPII vesicle coat; endoplasmic reticulum exit site
Molecular function (GO): SNARE binding; zinc ion binding
Source: RefSeq, a predicted model, not a curated record
AUGAGUGCUGGGGUGCAGGCUCCCACGCCUGUUAAACGCUACUCGUCUCUCUUCCCGACUGGCCAGCACAACAUUAGCGAUGGCGAUGGCGUUGGGCCUGCGUCUGGAUCAUUCUUGGAGAUUUUCCGCUAUGUUCACAAGAAGAGGCCUUCAAUGGCAGUUCUGUCCUGCUCGCUGAACACCAUUCCUCGGUCAGAGGGUAUACUGCGUAAGCUCGGGGUUCCGAUAGCUCUGAGCGUGUCUCCUCUCGCUCCGCUAGACAAUCUGCGUGUUGUGGGUCUCCAGUCAAGCAGUAUACCCCUAAUAACGGCCCCGCCCAUUCGUUGCCAGCGGUGUCGGGGAUACAUGAAUCCAUACAACAUAUUGCUUAACGAAAGCUGGACGUGCGUCCUCUGCUCCCGCGUGAACCCAUAUCCCCCUAACCGUGUUCCAGCCCUAGUCUUUAGCGCACAAGCCAACGCCUUUGUUCCCUCUAUUCCACCCGAGUGUAGUCCAGGUAACACAUGCUCCUUCCCCUACGCGGAGUUCCUCUGUGCUACGGUGGAGUAUGACGUAUCGGCUAACCUGGCGUUUCUACCCGCUACCACCGAUGCAGCUGCUGCACGGUUUAGCGAGCUGAAUCCUGGAGAGGUGUCCCAUGUGCAAGCAUCGGUCCUGUCUGCAGAUGCCAUUAUGGAGGCCAAUGCCAUUACCGUAGCAGCAGAACAGCCUUUUUCAAGUCUAGAAUUAGCACAGAAUCGCUUUGAAGGGAACAACAUCUCAAUACCAAGUACUGAGUGCCUAUAUGCAAGGAAGCUCCCCGUGCUAAAUGCAGAUGAGCUUAUUGCGAACGCCGUACCUGUAUCGGAGAAAGACUCUGUACAUCUUCUGCACAAGGCACAGCCCGUUUGUCUUCCAUUUAGUAUAAUAGUUCUUAUUCCAAUUACUGUUAAUAGCAUUAAUUCAGGGGUUCUCGCCAGCUCAUGCACAUCCAUUUUGUCCUCGCUGCAGCUAAUGAACCAGCACAUAUCCUUUGUACCACUGUUCUAUAAUCAAAAGAUCAUCUGUUACAGACGGAUCAACCACGAUCCAGAGCGCAUAGAAGAGAUAGAAAUAACUCCAGAUCCUCUAGUGUCGGAGCCAGUUAUCCCAUAUCCGCUUGAAGAAUUGGCCAUAACCAGAGACUUCGCAAAGGAACAAUCCUUCUUUCAAAAGCUGCUUUCCCGGUUCUACAAUCAGGCUGCCGCCUCUGUGGCCGCGGGUGCAGAGCAUUACACCGUGUCCUCAAUGAUCUCUGCCAUUUCUGGGUGCAUCUCCACACUACAGAGGAUGAGCGGUAAGAUAGUAGUUGUUCAAACAGAUCCUUGCACGCGCGGCAUUGGGUGCAAUCCCCUUUCCACUAUCAACCCAGUUGAGUAUUCGAAUCCUAGCGUUGAGAAGCUUUACUUAUCGAGAAGCAUGUUGAUAAAUAGACUUGCCUAUGCUGCAGCUAGUCAUAAUAUUGGUAUUGACAUUAUAGCUCUGCCCAUGGACAAAAACGUGAAUUUGGGCCUCGUGCCCCUAUCCUCUCUUUGCGUCAUGACAGGUGGCGCGCUUCUCUACAACGAGGCGUCCGCCUAUGCCGAAAAGCAUUCUGCUAGCGCUAUGGGUCUCGGAAAUGCCGAUUUUGCCACCAAUGCACUAUUACGGCUCUUGACUGCAACACAGGGCGUCUCAGCAACUUUGUCAAUCCGGACGAGCGAGGGCCUAACAGUUAGCAUGCAAGAAGUCACUGGGAAGCCUGCAUCGUCCUCUCUCAGCUCGGCUUUCACUGCUACAGGGGCAUCCGCCCUCUGGGCUAAUACACGAGACUUCAUUGCGACUACCAUGAGUAGACGCUCCGGGGAUGGGUCUGGUAAUGAGGAUUCCGCCCUCAAUAAGGGCAUGCUUUCCGCCAGUGGCCAGGCAUCUGAAGUCUCAAAGGGGCGGCCAUCCAUUGAGAAUAUUGCACAGCUAAUUCAAACAGAAAACAAACCACGCUACAAGGUGUCUUCUGCGGAUAACUUCUUUGCAAAUUACCUUAAGGUCUCCGAUGUGGAGUACAGUUUUGCCAGCAUCUCCGAGUACACUUCCUACGUUAUGGAGUUGAAGUAUAACGCAAAAUUGCCCGCUGAGUGUAGCAACAGUUAUGUCCAGACAGCGCUUCUUUACACAAGUACAGACGGUUCUCGAAGACUCCGCGUGUCGACACUGCAACUAGCGGUGAGUGACAACCUCACGGAUAUAUACUCAAAUAUAGACCAGAGCAUCUAUAUGAGCUGGUUGGCAAAGAAGCUAGCGUUUCUCACUUUGAAUAGCGCCGCACUCGUGAUGGGUGACAUCGGCGCGCUUGGAGGACGCAUCUUGCUGGAAAAGCCUAUCUCAGAUAGUGGUGUGGAUGUUGAAAUCGAGGCUGGUCUUGUGAAGUAUGGCAGUAUUGUCAUAGGGUCGGCUGUGCCUGCAAGCGGUGAUUAUUUAUCCAUGCCGCUUCAUGGGGGAGGCAUGGCUGAUAACAAUCUACUCAACGCAUCCCAAGCCAGUCAGAAUAUACAGACGUCUGUAGUACAGUCCAUUUCCAAUUCCCUUGGCCUGCAAGGAAAACGCAAGACCAUAGACGAGGGUGUCCGCACAGGGCAUAUGUCAGCCAAUGGAGCAGCCUACUUGCUUUCUAAAUACGGUGGACUACUAACAACGAAACAGCUGCCACUCAACAUCGCAUCGUCCUCUCUACUCUUCGAUGGAGAAUAUUCCUAUGGGGCCGUUCUUAGAGGGAGAAAAACAUUAGAGCAAAUGGUGUAUCCUCUUAUCAGGCAAUUUAGAGACCUCUCAACAAGCAUUGCAAACGACAGACUUACAGUUCCAACUAAUAUGGACCUAGUUCCGUUCUACCUUAUGGGGCUGACACGAACUGCACUCUGUCAUGCUCACCGCUCUGAAAGCGAGGGUGGUCCCUUUACCGCGGACAUGCGAUGUAGCACUGCAUUCCUAGUUGUCUCUGCGUCGGUCAGCUCCAUCGCAUCGAUGCUUUAUCCGGUGAUAUACAACAUCACUACUUACUUGACAUCCUUUGUCCCAGAAAUUGGGACCUACAAGACUGCGCACCCAGAGGCGGUGCUCACCAUGCCCGUCUCCAUUCCUACACCAAUACGUGCAUGCAGCAGAUAUAUAGAAAAUCUGACCGGAAGCAUCUUAUAUAUCGUAUCUGGGAAUCUGUCAUUCUUUUGGGUAGGAUCUCUGGUACCUGAAGAACUCAGAAGGGGGCUCUUCGGUGCACAGUCGCAUGGCGAGUUAAGGGUUGCCCCGUUUAGUCUUUAUGCUUCUGCUUCUCAGGACAAAGGCAUUUGCUCCACGCUGCUAAACUUUAUUACAAUCGUUAAGAGGCUUACGGACUGUUGCGGAGGUGACAUUGUAGUUCCCGAGGGAGUUGGUGGCGUGGAGGGCCUUGUACGCUGGAUGCUCGUUGAAGACUCGACCAGUCAAGACAAGAGCUAUGCAGACUUUCUAAAUGGGUUUGCAACGGCAAUUGGUGCUGCGUGA